Neocloeon triangulifer is the source of this 2195-nucleotide messenger RNA. RefSeq lists its product as uncharacterized. The coding region runs from base 236 to 1888 and encodes 550 amino acids. The transcript is spliced from 13 exons. The record is from RefSeq and is a predicted model, not a curated record. Gene Ontology annotation, molecular function: CoA-ligase activity. Lineage: Eukaryota; Metazoa; Arthropoda; Insecta; Ephemeroptera; Baetidae.
CUUUAAUUACAUCAUAGCAAAUAAGUCAGCUCAUUUGUUUGCCACGCUUUUAACAUUCAAUAUUCAUCAUAGAAGAUCUUGUGCGUUGCACCUUGAGAUAAUAAUCGUAGGAAAGUGAAAUGCGCCUCAGGUAGUGUUAGAUUCCGUUUGGUGUCAGACGGACAAACGUGCGUGGUGCUCCAGUGUUUCAUUACCUUAUAAAACUACUUGGGAGGAAAAUAGCAAGUAGCGGAACAUGUAUGUUGACGGGAUUUUCACUUCACCUUUGGAAGGGGAUGUUAGCGAUUUUCCAAAAGUCUCCAUCAGCGAGUACCUGCUAUCAUUAGUCGAAAAGAACGGUCUCUCUGAUUCAGAGAAGCCAUGGGUGAUUGACGCUCGAACAGAAGUGCAGGUUUUGUUCAAAGAAAUUGAACCUUUGUCAAGGAAAAUCGCGAGUGGACUGGCCAGAUUGGGUUUCAAGAAGCGCGACAUCUUGUACUUUGUGACCUACGAGACGGCCCAGUUGUACUUGGUGCAAUUGGCCGUCUGGAGACUUGGAGGGGCCGUUAGGGGAUGCUACCAGCAAGAAGCUCCAGAGGAAUACGCAAGACAGUUGCGAGAGACUCGGUCAAGGUUCAUCCUGAUUGACAGUGAAACCGAGGCCCGGAUGAAGCAAGCAGCGCAAAUGGUUGACUUGCAAGUUUCGUUUUUGUCCUUCGGAGAGGUGCAGGACGCGGUGCCUGUUGCGAAAUUAAUGACAGACGACGGCACAGCGUUCCCUGACAAGGUCGAGUUUGACAGCGACGACGUUAUCAUCAUUCCAAAUACCAGCGGCAGCACCGGACUGCCCAAAGGUGUUCUCCACACGCACGCAACUUACAUCGCAUUGUCCCACAAUCGCAAGACACUGAGUCGCGUCUUGGACUUCAAUUUUAUGACGCCGAUGAGCAAUUUCGCCGUCGGCAGUUUCAUGCUGACGGCCAAUACUAUUGUUCACGGCGUCACAAUCAUCCACUUGGGAAAGUUCGUGCGCGAGGAGUACAUCGGCAACCUGAUUAAGUACAAGCCUGGAAACUGCCUGAUGUACCCGUUCGUGGCCUCCUGGUUUGCCAGGUGUGACGAAAUUGAAAAAGUGGACCUUGGAUUUUUGAAAAUGAUUUCCUGCGGCGGGUCUGUGCUCGACGUGACCACCGCAGAACUCCUCGUCAAAAAGUUGCCGCAUAUCCGUUUGGCACAAUUUUAUGGUAUGACAGAGUGCCUUGGAAUAUCAAACACGGAAAUUGAGAGGACCGAAGAAGAGGCAAAUAUGCCACUAAUUACAGCCGUCAAUGAAGGAGAAACGUGCGUUUCGUCUGGAAAACUUGGUGCCUGCGUUAAAGUGAAGAUCAUCGAUGAGAAAACUGGUCUAAACUUGGGUGCCAAUGAAAGAGGCCUUGUAUAUGUGCACUCGCCAAUGAUCAUGAAAGGGUACCUGUCUGAAAACAGCAAAGAGCCUGUGAGAAAGGACAUAGAUUCAGAAGGUUGGUUGAAAACUGGAGACGUUGGUUUCUUUGAUGAAAGGGGCAAUAUUUAUAUUGUUGAGAGGGUCAGCUUCAUGUUCAAGUACUUCAUGUUUAUUGUAUCGCCGACGGAAAUAGAAGCAGUUCUGCAGGAACAUCCUGACGUGCACGAGGUUGGGGUGGUGGGGGUUCCGCACCCUGAGAGCACCAGCGUGGCCAGGGCGUUCGUCGUUUUGAAACAGGGUCGCAUGUGCAGCAAGGAAGAACUGAGAAAUUUCGUAGCCGAACGGUUGCCUACUUACAAGCACUUGCACGGAGGGGUCGUGUUUGUGGACAGUUUGCCGGAGAGCAGGGGCAACAAACUCGACCGACCGGCGCUCAAGAAACUUGCAAUCGAGCAAGGCCUUUGAAAUUAAAUUAAAACUAAUUUGAAUUAACGUGCAAAGUAUUUAAAACGUAGCUCAAUAACACAGUUUAACCAAAAACAAUUUAAUAAAAGUUUUCAGUUUUUAUAAAAUUUAAAAAAUUAUUUUAUUUUAUAUUUCAUAUCUAAUGUGUGACGAAAAAUGUUAAACAUGCAUAAAUUGAAAUUUAUGGAGCAUAGUAAUAAAAAUUUCAUAUCGACAGUCGACACAGUUGACCUCAAAUUUUUGGUUGUCAAAUUCGUUUUAAUCUGGUUUUGACGCACGGCCAAUAGAAUAAUAAAAAGUCGACUAU